AUGGACGAUGUCGCAGCACGAAGAGAGAGAUCUCCCCCUCCGGGGAUUAUACAUAUUGAUAUAGAACUCCUGGAAAGAAUCGAGAAAAACAGGACGGUGUCCAAGAACAAAAAGAGGACUCUGAGUGAAGGCGGUUCGGCUUCGGUCACCGAACCGAUCCUUACCCUGCCGCUGGCCGCGAGAGGUACCCACUCGCGCCUUCUGCCUUCUGUGAUCUAUCGAACAUUCGUGAAAGUCAGAGUUGGACGGGACGGGACGGUCAAGUUCACUCGAGCCAACAAAGGGCAGCGGUACGGAGAAAUCAGGAAAUUGGGGGCCAGUCAACGGAGAAGGUGUAAAAAUAAAACAACUUUUACCAUCACCUUGGGCUCCAGGGAUAACCGGUAUACCCGGCUUAAUGGCAAAAAGACUGAACACAAAUUGCAGGUCGUUAUGACGCUCCGGACUUUGUUAUUCCCAUCACAGGAACUGUGUGCGAAGAAGAAUUAUCUAAUUUUAGUAUGUAACAAGGACAGAGAACGGUAUACCUCCGGCACCCCCCCACACGCCAUUAAUACAUGCAUGGGGGUCCAAGUCCACCAGGACUCGAAUCCAGAGGGGGCCCCGUCGUCAAUGAAUGUCCUGAUGCAUGUGUGA
Molecule: messenger RNA, 636 nt
Organism: Guyanagaster necrorhizus
Lineage: Eukaryota; Fungi; Basidiomycota; Agaricomycetes; Agaricales; Physalacriaceae
Exons: 4
Coding region: 1-636 (211 amino acids)
Source: RefSeq, a predicted model, not a curated record